Coregonus sp. 'balchen' is the source of this 18328-nucleotide messenger RNA. Lineage: Eukaryota; Metazoa; Chordata; Actinopteri; Salmoniformes; Salmonidae. The record is from the annotation of a GenBank genome assembly.
AUGGCUUUUGAAUAUGGUUUUGAACUUGGUAAGAUACAAAUAGUUCCAUUCCAAUGGUUUGACAUCUAUUCCACAGUUUACUCCUCUUGGGAAAUUCGGCCACGGUUCACGAUAAACUGUGGAGUGGCUUUCCGGAUCUCCUUCCACAUUUGUGUGAAGGGCGGGCCUUUCAUGCACUGCUGCUACAGGGAUACCAAGAUGGAAAUCCAGGGGCUUUCUCAUGCCCAAAAUAUUCACUAUCAACAUGGCGCCCCACGUAGAACAGGUUCGUCUCCGAUUAGGACAACGACAGGGGCAUGUUCUCUCUCCAUUUCGAACGAGAACGAAGCACAGGAGGAUUUGGAAUCGUACGAACUGCAAAGUGACAACAACAACCACAAUAGGCCAAGGACAUCUCCAUUUCGCCUACUGGCAGAAAAUGGCAGCGUUGGCCUGCCUGUCUGCAAGCAGAACGGUAAAAACAAUAGCCCACUUCAAACCCAAACAGCGAAUGUGGGACUCCGUGACAAGAAUACUUUGAAAGCGAGGGAACUGAACGCAAAACUACCUCCACACGAUAUUUUUAGGACUGGUUACAAAUACGAUAUUGAAAGUGGGGAUAACAUAUUGCAAAUGGCGUUGCCUUUCUUUGCGGGGGAAGAGGAACAAUAUCAGCAACAGCAGCUGCAACCUCCGGUUUUACGGCAGCAACAUGAAGACGGCGCCUUCCUGUUGCAGUCAUUGGCGAGCGAGGGCACGGCGGCCUGUGGGAGCAACAGCACCGCUAACGCUAAUAAAAACACCGAGGAAUAUUAUGUGGUUUUCAACAUUGUCCAAGAGGAUGGUAAUGACGCAGAUAAGGACAGACUGGGAAAUCCAUCUAAAGAUGGGGAUACGAUACGCGGUAAGAUGAAGCUUGAACAUUCCAAGAUCAAAACAUGUAAUUCGAUGGAGGUUCAAAGCACCAAUGCUCUUAUUGAAUCUGAUGACAAUUUGAACAAUUUAGCAGCAGAGGCCUUGAAAAGAACUGUUCAUUUGUGUAGUUUGUUAAAUUCCAGUUCAAAUAGUGAGGCAACUGUAACUAAUGAGAAACAGUCUGUGUGUUAUGAAACGGAGAAUGAAAACACUGCUUUGACAAACGAAUAUGGCGAGAACAUAUGUGGCCACCAAGUUUGCAUUGAAAACAUUGACAGUGACGCGCCUAACCAAAUAUCAUCUCAGACCGAAGCUCAAGAUAGCAGUGCCUUGAUUUCAGAAAACACUGAUAUGGUGGAAAUGAGCGACGCUAUGGACUUCAUUUCCGACGCUGGUAGGAGCCUAUCCGUGUCUGCCAAUGCAGAUGGGACCCCCAACAGUGCGUCUGCCAACGAGACCUUCUCUGGAACCAUCAUGAUAAACAACCAAAGCAUCAUAGUUACCAUAGAAAACGGGAUACUGACUCUAGCUGCACCUCCAGAGGGUUACACCCACAAAGACGACGGAAUGGUUGGCUUGAAGGAACACCUUGGAAUGAAAGACCACGAGGACAUAGUGCUUCUCAACUAUGACAGCGGGACCAAAUCCAUUGGGAAAAUAAGCAACGUGGCGGUUAUUCGGGCAGGUCACCACGAACAGUCUAGGCUGGGUUUGUCUGUGAGCGACUCCGAACUGGCUCUAGCUGACAACUGUUCACUGUCAGAGUUGGGUGCCUCUCUGGACAUGUGCCCAGUCAUCAAGCAGGAGAGCGGGACUCUGUGUGCCAUAAGCGAAGGUGACUUGGUUUCCCAGCGCCCAGAGGGUUCUUCUGUCGACUGUGACGACAACGGCGACUUCCAGCCUGUCAGUGUCAUCGGCGCUUCGGGACUCUCCAAGAAAGGUGCCUUGAUCACGACAUACCGCUGCCCCCAGCCAGGCUGCCCCAGCACCUUCGAAACGCGCCAAAAGCUCAAGAUGCACCUUCUUAACCACACCGAGGACCAGAGGCCCUUUAAGUGCCCUUUUGAGGGCUGUGGCUGGGCCUUCACCACCUCUUACAAGCUCAAACGACACCUGCAGUCCCACGACAAGGUGCGGCCUCACAAGUGCGAGUGGGAGGGAUGCGGCCGCUGUUUCACCACGGUCUACAACCUGAAGGCGCAUGUGAAGCAGCAUGACCAGGAGAACACCUUUGUGUGCGAGAUCUGCAGCGAGCGCUUCCGCAGCGCCACCCGGCUGACCAAUCACCAGCGGGCCCAUUUUGAGCCAGAGAGGCCGCACAAAUGCGAGUUUCCAGGUGAGGCAAAUGUAUUUUUAGUGUGGUUGAAUUUGACUAGUUUAUUUGUGUUAAUGGAAAAUACCACUCAAACUAUUUUGGUGUUUGUUUCAUUAGUCCACUCACUGUUGAUACAGUCCUAAAAUGUUUUGCAUGUCAGCGGUCAAGUUUUCUAGAUAUAGGGGAGACGAGCUGGGAAUGUUGGGAAGUCGGGCAUCUUUCUAGAGCUCCGCCUUUCUGAACUGAACACUGACAUCAUGAUUUGACCUUGUUUUUUUCAGAGUUACCAGUUGACUUGAAAGCACCAAGAGUGUCACUUGCCACAUCAUCAUGAUGAUUCAUUUUGCAUUAUCAAGGUGAUGUGGCAAGUGACGCUAUUGCUGCGUUAAAAAAAACUGGGAACUCUGAAAUUGUUGACUUCAGUGUGUUCAAGACAAAUGGGAACUCUGAAAAAAUAGUUUUGAACUGUCAUCCAACUCAGAAUUCCAAGUCAGAAACUCUGGCAGCUUUCUAGAGCUCUGACCUGACCUCGUUUCUUUCCUGAUUUUCCAGUUGAAAGUCCAUUAUCUUGAAAAAUUGACUACUGACUUACAAAAUAUUUUGGGGCUGUACUAAGUGGAAUAAUCAAAAAAUAUAAAUAAAGUAUGUAUAUGUGUGUAUACAUACAUACAGUACCAGUCAAAAGUUUGGACACACCAACUCAUUCAAGUGUUUUUCUUUAUUUUUACAAUUUUCUACAUUGUGGAAUAAUAGUGAAGACAUCAAAACUAUGAAAUAACACAUAUGGAAUCAUGUAGUAACCAAAAAAGUGUUAAACAAAUAAAAAUAUAUUUUAUAUUUGAGAUUCUUCAAAUAGCCACCCUUUGCUUUGAUGACAGCUUUGCACACUCUUGGCAUUCUCUCAAACAGCUUCACCUGGAAUGCUUUUCCAACAGUCUUGAAGGAGUUCCCACAUAUGCUGAGCACUUGUUGGCUGCUUUUCCUUCACUCUGCCGUCCGACUCAUCCCAAACCAGCUUAAUUGGGUUGAGGUCGGGGGAUUGUGGAGGCCAGGUCAUCUGAUGCAGCACUCCAUCACUCUCCUUCUUGGUAAAAUAGCCCUUACACAGCCUGGAGGUGUGUUGGGUCAUUGUCCUGUUGAAAAACCAGAUGGGAUGGCGUAUCACUGCAGAAUGCUGUGGUAGCCAUGCUGGUUAAGUGUGCCUUGAAUUCUAAAUAAAUCACAGACAGUGUCACCAGCAAAGCACCCCCACACCAUAACAUCACCUCCUCCAUGCUUUAUGGUGGGAACUACACAUGCAGAGAUCCUUCUUAAUGCGUUUGAGCCAAUCAGUUGUGUUGUGACAAGGUAGGGAUGGUAUACAGAAGAUAGCCCUAUUUGGUAAAAGACCAAGUCCAUAUUAUGGCAAGAACAGCUCAAAUAAGCAAAGAGAAACGACAGUCCAUCAUUACUUUAAGACAUGAAGGUCAGUCAAUCUGGAACAUUUCUAGAACUUUGGAAGUUUAUUCAAGUGCAGUUGCAAAAACCAUCAAGCGCUAUGAGGAAACUGGCUCUCAUGAGGACCACCACAGGAAAGGAAACCCCAGAUUUACCUCUGCUGCAGAGGAUAAGUUAAUUAGAGUUAACUGCACCUUAGAUUGCAGCCCAAAUAAAUGCUUCACAGUGUUCAAGUAACGGACACAUUUCAACGUCAACUGUUCAGAGGAGACUGUGUUAAUCAGGCCUUCAUGGUCGAAUUGCUGCAAAGAAACCACUACUAAAGGACACCAAUAAGAAGCGACUUGCUUGGGCCAAGAAACACGAGCAAUGGACAUUAGACCGGUGGAAAUCUGUCCUUUGGUCUGAUGAGUCCAAAUUUGAGAUUUUUGGUUCCAACAACCGUGUGUUUGUGAGACGCAGAGUAGGUGAACGGAUGAUCUCCGCAUGUGUGGUUCCCACCGUGAAGCAUGGAGGAGGAGGUGUGACGGUGUGGGGAUGCUUUGCUGGUGACACUGUUAGUGAUUUAUUUAGAAUUCAAGGCACACUUAACCAGCAUGGCUACCACAGCAUUCUGCAGUGAUACGCCAUCCCAUCUGGUUUGCGCUUAGUGGGACUAUCAUUUGUUUUUCAACAGGACAAUGACCCAAAACACACCUUCAGGCUGUGUAAGGGCUAUUUUACCAAGAAGGAGAGUGAUGGAGUGCUGCAUCAGAUGACCUGGCCUCCACAAUCACCUGACCUCAACCCAAUUGAGAUGGUUUGGGAUGAGUUGGACCGCAGAGUGAAGGAAAAGCAGCCAACAAGUGCUAAGCAUAUGUGGGAACUCCUUCAAGACUGUUGGAAAAGCAUUCCUCAUGAAGCUGGUUGAGAGAAUGCCAAGAGUGUACUAAGCUGUCAUCAAGGCAAAGGGUGGCUACUUUGAAGAAUCUCAAAUAUAUUUUGAUUUGUUUAACACUUUUGGUUACUACAUGAUUCCAUAUGUGUUAUUUCAUAGUUUCGAUGUCUUCACUAUUCUACAAUGUAGAAAAUAAUAGGUCAUUGACCACGUUUCCAUGCUCAAUUCUUUCGGAAUAAAUAGAUGUACAGAAUGAACUUUUUAUAUGCAUGUGUGUAUUCACUAUUCAUACUUAUUGUCAUUUGCCUUUCAUUGUCACAAAGAUUUAGUAGUCGCUUUUUUUCCUAUGUGUGUCUCUUACCUCAGGCUGUGAGAAGAGCUUCAUCACCUACAGUGCCCUGUUCUCCCACAACCGCACACACUUCCGCGAGACGGGCCUGUUCAUCUGCACCUACCCGGGCUGCGACAAGCGCUACGACAAGGCCUGCCGCAUCAAGAUCCACAUGCGCAGCCACACGGGUACGUCAUAAGGAUGGAUAUAUGUUUAUAUAACUUUUCAAGAGGUCUCCGGGCCAUUUACAUUGUCAGGAGGGAACUUGCGUCAUGUGUUGCAUCCACCUGAAAAUGUUCCAUACUACAUCAAUAGAUAUAUAUAUGGUAGUCCCUGUGUUUUUUUAUGUUAGUUGGCUAAACACUUUACACAAUCUAAAUGAAAACAACCACAGAUUCUUGUUGAUCCAAUGUGACUAACAGAACUGUCAACAUUGACAGUGAAAUAUAUGAUAUAGAUAUUAUCAAAAGAGACAAAAAUCCAUGUUAUGGUUGUUUGUUUCUUUCACCAGUAGUAGUUUCUCAGUCCUAGCCUAAGUCUCCCUUUCGGUUUCAGGCGAGAGGCCGUUCGUCUGCGACUCAGAGGCCUGUGGCUGGUCUUUCACCAGUAUGUCCAAGUUACUGAGGCACAAAAGGUACCUUGACGCUGUCCCUCACUCAACUGUCCAUCCCUCUGUUUAGGCAUUGUGUAUUGUGACAGUGUAGGUCCUGUGUUUUUAGUUUAGGGCCUCUCCCAACUGUCCUCCCAAUUAUUAAUCCUGUGUGAAAGUAUUGGAUUUAUCAUUUAGUCAGACUCUUGUCUAAUUGAUAAUAAAAAAAAAUAUAUAUAAAAAAAAAAAUAUAUAUAUAUAUAUAUAUAUAUAUAUAUAUAUAUAUAUAUAUAUAUAUAUAUAUACUGCUCAAAUAAAUUAAGGGAACACUAAAGUAACACAUCCUAGAUCUGAAUGAAUGAAAUAAUCUUAUUAAAUACUUUUUUCUUUACAUAGUUGAAUGUGCUGACAACAAAAUCACACAAAAAUUAUCAAUGGAAAUCAAAUUUAUCAACCCAUGGAGGGCUGGAUUUGGAGUCACCCUCAAAAUUAAAGUGGAAAACCACACUACAGGCUGAUCCAACUUUGAUGUAAUGUCCUUAAAACAAGUCAAAAUGAGGCUCAGUAGUGUGUGUGGCCUCCACGUGCCUGUAUGACCUCCCUACAAGGCCUGGGCAUGCUCCUGAUGAGGUGGCGGAUGGUCUCCUGAGGGAUCUCCUCCCAGACCUGGACUAAAGCAUCCGCCAACUCCUGGACAGUCUGUGGUGCAACGUGGCGUUGGUGGAUGGAGCGAGACAUGAUGUCCCAGAUGUGCUCAAUUGGAUUCAGGUCUGGGGAACGGGCGGGCCAGUCCAAAGCAUCAAUGCCUUCCUCUUGCAGGAACUACUGACACACUCCAGCCACAUGAGAUCUAGCAUUGUCUUGCAUUAGGAGGAACCCAGGGCCAUCCGCACCAGCAUAUGGUCUCACAAGGGGUCUGAGGAUCUCAUCUCGGUACCUAAUGGCAGUCAGACUACCUCUGGCGAGCACAUGGAGGGCUGUGCGGCCCCCCAAAGAAAUGCCACCCCACACCAUGACUGACCCACCGCCAAACCGGUCAUGCUGGAGGAUGUUGCAGGCAGCAGAACGUUCUCCACGGCGUCGCCAGACUCUGUCACGUCUGUCACAUGUGCUCAGUGUGAACCUCCUUUCAUCUGUGAAGAGCACAGGGCGCCAGUGGCGAAUUUGCCAAUCUUGGUGUUCUCUGGCAAAUGCCAAACGUCCUGCACAGUGUUGGGCUGUAAUCACAACCCACACCUGUGAACGUCGGGCCCUCAUACCACCCUCAUGGAGUCUGUUUCUGACCGUUUGAGCAGACACAUGCACAUUUGUGGCCUGCUGGAGGUCAUUUUGCAGGGCUCUGGCAGUGCUCCUCCUGCUCCUCCUUGCACAAAGGCGGAGGUAGCGGUCCUGCUGCUGGGUUGUUGCCCUCCUACGGCCUCCUCCACGUCUCCUGAUGUACUGGCCUGUCUCCUGGUAGCGCCUCCAUGCUCUGGACACUACGCUGACAGACACAGCAAACCUUCUUGCCACAGCUCGCAUUGAUGUGCCAUCCUGGAUGAGCUGCACUACCUGAGCCACUUGUGUGGGUUGUAGACUCCGUCUCAUGCUACCACUAGAGUGAAAGCACCGCCAGCAUUCAAAAGUGACCAAACCAUCAGCCAGGAAGCAUAGGAACUGAGAAGUGGUCUGUGGUCACCACCUGCAAAACCAGUCCUUCAUUGGGGGUGUCUUGCUAAUUGCCUAUAAUUUCCACCUGUUGUCUAUUCCAUUUGCACAACAGCAUGUGACAUUUAUUGUCAAUCAGUGUUGCUUCCUAAGUGGACAGUUUGAUUUCACAGAAGUGUGAUUGACUUGGAGUUACAUUGUGUUGUUUAAGUGUUCCCUUUAUUUUUUUGAGCAGUGUGUGUGUGUAUAUAUAUAUAUAUAUAUAUAUAUAUAUACACACACACACACACAGUUGAAGUAGUAAGUUUACAUAAAGCCAAAUAAAUUUAAACUCAGUUUUUCACAAUUCCUGACAUUUAAUCCUAGUUAAAAUUCCCUGUUUUAGGUCAGUUAUUAUCAACACUUUAUUUUAAGAAUAUGAAAUGUCAGAAUAAUAGUAGAGUGAUUUAUUUCAGCUUUUAUUUAUUUCAUCACAUUCCCAGUCGGUCAGAAGUUUACAUACACUCAAUUAGUAUUUGGUAGCAUUGCCUUUUAAAUUGUUUAACUUAGGUCAAGCAUUUCGGGUAGCCUUCCACAAGCUUCCCACAAUAAGUUGGGUGAAUUUUGGCCCAUUCCUCCUCAGUGUAACUGAGUCAGGUUUGUAGGCCUCCUUGCUCGCACACGCUUUUUCAUUUCUGCCCACACAUUUUCUAUAGGAUUGAAGUCAGGGCUUUGUGAUGGCCACUCCAAUACCUUGACUUUGUUGUCCUUAGGCCAUUUUGCCACAACUUUGGAAGUAUGCUUGGGGUCAUUGUCCAUUUGGAAGACCCAUUUGCGACAAAGCUUUAACUUCCUGACUGAUGUCUUGAGAUGUUGCUUCAAUAAAUCCACAUAAAUUUCCUUCCUCGUGAUGCAUUACAUUUACAUUUUAGUCAUUUAGCAGACGCUGUUAUCCAGAGCGACUUACAGGGGCAAUUAGGGUUAAGUGCCUUAAGGGCACAUCGACAGAUUUGUCACCUAGUCGGCUCGGGGAUUAGAACCAGCGAACUUUCGGGUACUGGCACAACGCUCUUACCCACUAAGCUACCUGCCGCCAUCUAUUUUGUGAAGUGCACUAGUCCCUCCUGCAGCAAAGCACCCCCACAGCAUGAUACUGCUACCCCCGUGCUUCACGGUUGGGAUGGUGUUCUUCGUCUUGCAAGCACUCCCUUUUUCCUCCAAACAUAACAAUGGUCAUUAUGGCCAAACAGUUCUAUUUUUGUUUCAUCAGACCAGAGGACAUUUCUCCUAAAAGUACGAUCUUUGUCCCCGUAGUCUGGCUUUUUUAUGGCGGUUUUGUAGCAGCGGCUUCUUCCUUGCUGAGCGGCCUUUCAGGUUAUGUCGAUAUAGGACUCGUUUUGCUGUGGAUAUAGAUACUUUUGUACCUGUUCCCUCCAGCAUCUUCACAAGGUCCUUUGCUGUUGUUCUGGGAUUGAUUUUGCACUUUUCGCACCAAAGUACGUUCAUCUCUAGGAGACAGAACGCGUCUCCUUCCUGAGCGGUAUGAAGGCUGCGUGGUCCCAUGGUGUUUAUACUUGCAUACUAUUGUUUGUACAGAUGAACGUGGUACCUUCAGGCGUUUGGAAAUUGCUCCUAAGGAUGAACCAGACUUGUGGAGGUCUACAAUUUCUUUUCUAAGGUCUUGGCUGAUUUCUUUAGAUUUUCCCAUGAUGUCAAGUAAAGAGGCACUGAGUUUGAAGGUAGACCUUGAAAUACAUCCACAGGUACACCUCCAAUUGACUCAGAUAAUGUCAAUUAGCCUAUCAGAAGCUUCUAAUGCCAGACAUCAUUUUCUGGAAUUUUCCAAGCUGUUUAAAGGUACAGUCAACCUAGUGUAUGUAAACUUCUGACCCACUGGAAUUGUGAUACAGUGAAUUAUAAGUGAAAUAAUCUGUCUGUAAACAAUUGUUGGAAAAAUUACUUGUCAUGCACAAAGUAGAUGUCCUAACCGACUUGCCAAAACUAUAGUUUGUUAACAAGAAAUUUGUGGAGUGGUUGAAGAACGAGUUUUAAUGACUCCAACCUAAGUGUAUGUAAACUUCCGACUUCAACUGUAUAUGCUACCGUUCAAAAGUUUGGGGUCACUUAGAAAUGUCUUUUUUUUUCGAAAGAAAAGCAAUUUUUUUGUCCAUUAAAAUAACAUCAAAUUGAUCAGAAAUACAUUGUAUACCUUGUUCAUGUUGUAAAUGGCUAUUAUAGCUUAGGGAAACAGCUGUUUUUUUAUGAAAUAUCUACAUAGGUGUACAUAGGCCCAUUAUCAGCAACCAUCAGUCCUCUGUUCCAAUGGCGCGUUGUGUUUGCUAAUCCAAGUUUAUCAUUUUAAAAGGCUUAUUGAUCAUUAGAAAACCCUUUUGCAAUUAUGUUAGCACAGCUGAAAACUGUUGUGCUGAUUUUAAAGAAGCAAUAAAACUGGCCUUCUUGAGACUAGUUGAGUAUCUGGAGCAUCAGCAAUUGUGUGUUCGAUUACAGGCUCAAAAUGGCCAGAAACAAAGCACUUUCUUCUGAAACUCGUCAGUCUAGUCUUGUUCUGAGAAAUGAAGGCUAUUCCAUGUGAGAAAUUGCCAAGAAACGGAAGAUCUCGUACAACGCUGUGUACUACUCCCUUCACAGAACAGCGCAAACUGGCUCUAUCCAGAAUAGAGAGAGUGGGAGGCCCCGGUGCACAACUGAGCAAGAGGACAAAUACAUUAGUGUCUAGUUUGAGAGAUAGACGCCUCACAGGUCCUCAACUGGCAGCUUCAUUAAAUAGUACCCGCAAAACACCAGUCUCAACGUCAACAGUAAAGAGGCGACUCUGGGAUGCUGACCUUCUAGGCAGAGUUGCAAAGAAAAAGCCAUAUCUCAGACUGGCCAAUAUAAAGAAAAGAUGAAGAUUGGCAAAAGAACGCACACUGGACAGAGGAAGAUUGGAAAUAAAAAAAGUUAUGGACAGACAAAUCAAAAUUUGAGGUGUUCGGAUCACAAAGAAGAACAUUUGUGAGACGCAGACCAAAUGAAAAGAUGCUGGAGGAGUGCUUGAUGCCAUCUGUCAAGCAUGGUGGCGGCAAUGUGAUGGUCUGGGGGUGCUUUGGUGGUGGUAAAGUGGGAGAUUUGUACAGGGUAAAAGGGAUCUUGAAGAAGGAAGGCUAUCACUCCAUUUUGCAACGCCAUGCCAUACCCUGUGGACGGCACUUGAUUGGAGCCAAUUUCUUCUACAACAGGACAAUGACCCAAAGCACAGCUCCAAACUGCAAGAAAUAAUUAGGGAAGAAGCAGUCUGCUGGUAUUCUGUCUAUAAUGGAGUGGCCAGCACAGUCACCGGAUCUCAACACAGUCACCAGAUCUCAAACUAUUUGAGCUGUUGUGGGAGCUGCUUCACCGUAUGGUACGUAAGAAGUGUCCAUCAAGCCAAUCCAAUUUGUGGGAGGUGCUUCAGGAAGCAUGGGGUGAAAUCUUUUCCGAUUACAUCAACAAAUUGACAACUAGAAUGCCAAAGGUCUGCAAGGCUGUAAUUGCUGCAAAUGAAGGAUUCUUUGAUGAAAGCAAAGUUUGAAGGACACAAUUAUUAUUUCAAUUAAAAAUCAUUAUUUGUGACUUUGUCAAUGACUACAUUUCCUAUUCAUUUUGCUAUAUUUCCUAUUCAAACUCAUUUCAUGUAUGUUUUCAUGGAAAACAAAAAGUGACCCCAAACUUUUCUCUGGAUAAGAGCGUCUGCUAAAUGACUAAAAAUGUAAAUAUAUAUAUAUAUAUAUAUAUAUAUAUAUAUAUAUAUAUAUAUAUAUAUAUAUAUAUAUAUAUAUAUAUAUAUAUAUAUUAAUACACACACACACAAAACUCAGCAAAAAAAGAAACGUCCCUUUUUCAGGACCCUGUCUUUCAAAGAUUAUUUGUAAAAAUCCAAAUAACUUCACAGAUCUUCAUUGUAAAGGGUUUAUACACAGUUUCCCAUGCUUGUUCAAUGAACCAUAAACAAUUAAUGGACAUGCACCUGUGGAAUGGUCGUUAAGACACUAACAGCUUACAGACGGUAGGCAAUUAAGGUCACAGUUAUGAAAACUUAAGACACUAAAGAGGCCUUUCUACUGACUCUGAAAAACACCAAAAGAAAGAUCCCCAGGGUCCCUGCUCAUCUGCGUGAAUGUGCCUUAGGCAUGCUGCAAGGAGGCAUGAGGACCGCAGAUGUGGCCAGGGCAAUAAAUUGUAAUGUCCGUACUGUGAGACGCCUAAGACGGCGCUACAGGGAGACAGGACGGACAGCUGAUCGUCCUCGCAGUGGCAGACCACGUGUAACAACACCUGUACAGGACCGGUACAUCCAAACAUCACACCUGUGGGACAGGUACAGGAUGGCAACAACUGCCGAGUUACACCAGAACCGCACAAUCCCUCCAUCAGUGCUCAGACUGUCUGCAAUAGGCUGAGAGAGGCUGGACUGAGGGCUUGUAGGCCUGUUAUAAGGCAGGUCCUCACCAGACAUCACCGGCAACAACAUCGCCUAUGGGCACAAACCCACCGUCGCUGGACUAGACAGGACUGGCAAAAAGUGCUCUUCACUGACAAGUCACGGUUUUGUCUCACCAGGGGUCAUGGUCGGAUUCACGUUUAUCGUUGAAGGAAUAAGCGUUACACCGAGGCCUGUACUCUGGAGCGGGAUCGAUUUGGAGGUGGAGGGUCCGUCAUGGUCUGGGGCGGUGUGUCACAGCAUCAUCAGACUGAGCUUGUUGUCAUUGCAGGCAAUCUCAACGCUGUGCGUUACAAGGAAGACAUCCUCAUCCCUCAUGUGGUACCCUUCCUGCAGGCUCAUCCUGACAUGACCCUCCAGCAUGACAAUGCUACCAGCCAUACUGCUCGUUCUGUGCAUGAUUUCCUGCAAGAUAGGAAUGUCAGUGUUCUGCCAUGGCCAGCGAAGAGCCUGGAUCUCAAUCCCAUUGAGCACGUCUGGGAUCUGUUGGAUCGGAGGGUGAGUGCUAGGCCCAUUCCCCCCAGAAAUGUCUGGGAACUUGCAGGUUCCUUGGUGGAAGAGUGGGGUAACAUCUCACAGCAAGAACUGGCAAAUAUGGUGCAGUCCAUGAGGAGGAGAUGCACUGCAGUACUUAAUGCAGCUGGUGGCCACACCAGAUACUGACUGUUACUUUUGUUCAGGGACACAUUAUUCAAUUUCUGUUAGUCACAUGUCUGUGGAACUUGUUCAGUUUGUCUGUUGUUGAAUCUUGUUAUGUUCAUACAAAUAUUUACACACGUUAAGUUUGCUGAAAAUAAAUGCAGUUGACAGUGAGAGGACAUUUAUUUUUUUGCUGAGUUUAUAGAGAGAGAGAGGGAACAAAAAUAUAAACGCAACAUGCAACAAUUUCAUAGAUUUUACUGAGUUACAGUUCAGAUAAGGAAAUCAAUCAAUUGAAAUAAAUUCAUUAGGCCCUAAUGUAUGGAUUUCACAUGACUGGGCAGGGGUGCAGCCAUGGGUACAGCCAUGGGUGGGCCUGGGAGGGCAUAGACCCACCCACUGGGCAGCCAGGCCCAGCCAAUCAGAAUUAGUUUUUCCCCACAAAAGGGCUUUAUCACAGACCGAAAUACCCCUCAGCCCCCCCCCCCCCCCCCCCCCCCCCCCCCCCCAGACGAUCCCACAGAUAAAGAAGCCGGAUGUGGAUGUCCUGGGCUGACAUGGUUACAAGUGGUCUGCGGUUGUGAGGCCGGUUGGACUUACUGCCAAAUUCUCUAAAACAACGGUGGAGGCGGCUUAUGGUAGAGAAAUUAAUAUUAAAUUCUCUGACAACAGCUCUGGUGGACAUUCCUGCAGUCAGCUUGCCAUCAAAACUUGAGACUUCUGUGGCAUGGUGUUGUGACAAAACUGUACAUUUUAAAGUGGCCUUUUAUUGUCCCCAGCACAAGGUGCACCUGUGUAAUGAUCAUGCUGUUUAAUCAGUUUCUUGAUAUGCCACACCUGUCAGGUGGAUGGAUUAUCUUGGUAAAGGAGAAAUGCUCACUAACAGGGAUGUUAACAAAUUUGUUAACAAAAUGUUUGAGAAAUAACAUUUUUGUGCGUAUGGAAAAUUUCGGAGAUCUUUUUAUUUCAGCUCAUGAAACAUGGGACCAACACUUUACAUGUUGUGUUCAUAUUUUUGUUCAGUGUAGUAAAAUGGUCAUUUAUCAGACUCUUUUAUUCAAAGUAUCUCGCAAUUACAAAACACAACAAGUUUCAUGUGUCCCUUUCUGGAAUGCCAUCAAGCCCAUAUCUGAAACCCCGGAGGCAUGGGAGUAAGAAUUGUAUUCUAUUUGUAUAUGUAUUAAAAAUAAAUUGAACCUUGAACCACAUUGGCCCCCCCCCCCGACUGUGUUUUCAGGAAGCACGACGAUGACAGGCGCUUCACCUGCCCAGAGGAGGGCUGUGGCAAGUCCUUCACCCGGGCAGAGCACCUCAAGGGCCACAGCAUCACCCACCUGGGCACCAAGCCCUUUGAGUGCCACGUAGAUGGUAGGUGUCACUCAUUUGUGCCACUGUCACUUUUUUAAUAUGUCUGGUCAUUUUCUAGAUGUAGGGUUAAUUGAAACAUGCAUUUGCCCUAUUUACUGUGUUGUAGGCUGCAGUGCCAAGUUCUCAGCGCGGAGCAGUCUGUAUAUCCACUCGAAGAAACACAAGCAGGACGCUGGCAGCCUGAGGACGCGUUGCCCCGUGGCCAACUGCAGCAAGCACUUCUCCUCCUGCAGUAGCCUGAAGAGCCACAUGCUCAAACACCACCACCUCAACCCCGGUAAGGAACACACACGCACGCUGUUCCUCAAGAAAGACAUGCUCAAACACCCCCACUGCCUGUGUAAUGACUUUGUGUCUGUCUCCUCCAAUCAGACGUGCUGAGCCAGCUGGAGGCCACUCCCACCCUGACCCCCAGCAGCGAGCUUGUCAGCGCCGCCACCACCACGGGAACCGUCCCAGGGGUCACCGGGGGCGACCAGCUGGCCCACCUGGACCUCAGCUCUCUGUUCUCUGCUGUGCCCGGGGGUCCCUCGCCCACCAUCCACGGGGUCGGGGUGCCUGUAGGCGCCUUCGCCAUGGACCUGUCACUGGUCAGCUCAGGAAUCCUCACCAUCAACCCGGCCUCGGUUGGCUCAGCCCUGUGCACGUCCGGGCAUGGCGCCACCGUGGCCAAAGCUUCCUUGGACCCGCUCAUCCUGGCGGCCGGGGAAGACAUGGUCGGGGGAGCCCUCCCUCCUCGGGGUACCCUCAACCUGGACAACGUGCAGAAGGUCACCCCCGAGGCCCUAGGCUCACUCACAGUCCUCACCAUGCAGGCUGCUAGCUCCUCCGCGGACCACCACACCCUCAGCUCCUCCAGCGCCCUGUCCACCGAGCCCUCCCCCUCAAACCUGGCUGUCCCCCCCGGGCCCGAGCUCCUCUCGUCCCACUCUAAGGUGGCUGAGGCUGGAGGGAGCAGGGGUGUCGGCAGGCCUCUGCUGGGCUGUGUGGAGGUGCUGGGGCAGCAGGAGGGGGGCAAGGUGCUGACCCAGUGUGUGUUCCCGGGCCAUGACGGUGGCAGCUCGUUCAGCCUGCAGAAGGAGUCCGAGCUCAGCCACAGCUCAGCCGUCUUACCCUACUCCUUCCUGGUGAGUGGCUCGUUAACUAACACUCUGGUGAGUGGCUCGCUAACUAACGCUCUGGUGAGUGGCUCGCUAACUAACGCUCUGGUGAGUGGGCUCGCUAACUGACGCUGUGGUGAGUGACUCGCUAACUGACACUGUGGUGAGUGGCUCACUAACUAACGCUCUGGUGAGUGGCUCACUAACUAACGCUCUGGUGAGUGGCUCACUAACUAACGCUCUGGUGAGUGGCUCGCUAACUAAUGCUCUGGUGAGUGGCUCGCUAACUAACGCUCUGGUGAGUGGCUCGCUAACUAAUGAUCUGGUGAGUGGCUCGCUAACUAAUGCUCUGGUGAGUGGCUCGCUAACUAAUGCUCUGGUGAGUGGCUCGCUAACUAAUGCUCUGGUGAGUGGCUCGCUAACUGACGCUCUGAUUACAAGUUCCCCUUCAAAGCACUGAUGAGUGGAUUAAAUAGAACAGUAUCAUAUUUAAUCUCUAUCGAUCUGUUUUUGGAAUGUGCAGACUCACUAGUAUACUCUUAUUUGAAGUUGCUCUUUAUAACCACAGAUCUCGAGUCAGAUCUCCCUACCACAAACCCAUUUGACAUCAAUCCAUUUAAGGUCUGACAUCCGUUGAGAUGAGAUGUUAUUGUUAUGUGUCCUCGUUUGGAGUCACGGCAGUUAUUUUAUGCGUCCCAUUUUUCCCUUUCUGUCUUGUAGGAGAGUAGUGGUUCAGCGCGGACCGACUACAGAGCCAUCCAGCUGGCCAAGAAGAGGAAACGGAGAGGACCCUCCGUCUGCUCAGGUACAUUAUAACACUCAACUCCGUCAUGGGUCUGCUCAGGUACAUUAUAACACUCAACUCCGUCAUGGGUCUGCUCAGGUAUAUUAUAACACUCAACUCCGUCAUGGGUCUGCUCAGGUACAUUAUAACACUCAACUCCGUCAUGGGUCUGCUCAGGUACAUUAUAACACUCAACUCCGUCAUCUGUCUGCUCAGGUACAUUAUAACACUCAACUCCAUCAUCUGUCUGCUCAGGUACAUUAUAACACUCAACUGCGUCAUGGGUCUGCUCAGGUACAUUAUAACACUCAACUCCGUCAUCUGUCUGCUCAGGUACAUUAUAACACUCAACUCCGUCAUCUGUCUGCUCAGGUACAUUAUAACACUCAACUCCGUCAUGGGUCUGCUCAGGUACAUUAUAACACUCAACUCCGUCAUCUGUCUGCUCAGGUAUAUUAUAACACUCAACUCCGUCAUGGGUCUGCUCAGGUACAUUAUAACACUCAACUCCGUCAUCUGUCUGCUCAGGUACAUUAUAACACUCAACUGCGUCAUGGGUCUGCUCAGGUACAUUAUAACACUCAACUCCGUCAUGGGUCAGCUCAGGUACAUUAUAACACUCAACUCCGUCAUGGGUCUGCUCAGGUACAUUAUAACACUCAACUCCGUCAUCUGUCUGCUCAGGUACAUUAUAACACUCAACUGCGUCAUGGGUCUGCUCAGAUACAUUAUAACACACAACUCCGUCAUGGGUCUGCUCAGGUACAUUAUAACACUCAACUCCGUCAUGGGUCUGCUCAGGUACAUUAUAACAACUCCGUCAUGGGUCUGCUCAGGUACAUUAUAACUCUCACUCAACUCCGUCAUGGGUCUAGAAUAGAACAGGAACAAUUUCCUUGGUGGCUGCUUAUUGAGCAAUGUCCUGGCUAGCAUUUGUUUUGGAGCAGUGCAUGUGGAAACUCAUUGAACCAGCUGGUGGUGCAUUCAAAAGCUGUUUUGUUGUCAUUGUCUUCACAGCAAGCUCAGGAUUGGGCCAGAGGAAGAGUAAAGGCGGGAAGGCCAGCAGCACUUCGGCGCCAACGGUUCCCACAAGUGCCCGUUUUGGUGAAGGUUCUGCAGCAGCCAAUGGGGGGCUGACUAUCCGUGACCCUGUCACAGGGGCCCAGUAUGUUCAGAUUCAGCUCCUGCAGGUGAGAAGGUUCUCUAACAGAAACACUUAGAAUGCUGUUAAAAAAAACUCUUUCAAAAUUUCUUUCUAUAAUGCACAGAGCAGAAUGCCAAGGUGAAGGCAUGUAUUACAGGCCUAAAUAAGAGUGUGUCCGCUGGCAGGGGCCACCUGGCUAUAUGGAGAAGGUGCUUUUGUAUCCACGCAUCUGACCUUUCUAUCCUUUUGAAUGUAAUGUGAUGAAUGGAUUCAUAUAAAGUAUUUGUCUGUGUCAGGAUGACCCGGCCAGCGAAGGGGACCUAGCCUUUCAGCUGAGCUCCCAGCCUUCCAGCUCCCACUCCCAGCUGACCGUGGACCUGCCAGUCAACAUCCUACAGGUGAGUACUCCCCAUGAGAUCAUAAAGUCAUUUCUUAGGACCGUUUCUUAUACAGAAUGUAGAAAAUCUAGACACUGGUAUGGUGCUGGAAAUGAUGAAUAUGAGGUUUAAAGUGGUGAAGAGUCUCUUUUUAACUGGACAAAACAAACUGUCCAAACAGUCCUGUGUAGCUCAGUUGGUGCAACGCAGGGUUGUGGGUUCGAUUCCCACGGUGGGCCAGUAUGAAAAUGUAUGCACUCACUACCUGUAAGUCGCUCUGGAUAAGAGCGUCUGCUAAAAUGACUAAAAUGUAAAAAAAAAUAAUAUGUAGUCAGAUAGGUAGUGAGCUGCCAGUUUGAGUGAAAACCACUGCAAUCCUGAAAUGGAGAUGUUUUACAACUAAAGAUGGAAGGGAUUUAGGCAAAACUUUUACUUAGGUCUGUAUUUGAAUGUCAGCGAUUGAGGUGUGUUUGCCUGUACUGUAAUUGUAGAAAUGAGAAAUAAAUUAGUAAUUUCUGUCUGCCUUUCCUCAGGAACCUCCUGCUAUGACGGAGGACGACAACGGCUCGGACAACUCCCAGUUCACAGGAAGCACCAUCAACCUGCAGGACCUGGAGUGAGGAGGAGAGAGAUGAGAAAGUUCUGUACAUCUGGGAUGUGGAUGAAGUGGAACCCAGAACCAAAUGCACCUUGGGAAGAAUUGAAUGAUAAAUGAAAUGAAAGUUUAAAUUUGUGGAAUUUUUUCCACUCACUUUUUCCUGUAUUUCUGAAAUCCUGUUUGUACCACAAUCAUGUCUUUUAAAGAGAGACUGUCGUUUUGCACAUCCAUUAGAUCCCUCGUGCUUCUAGUCAAACUGUGACGUCUUGUCGGUCUCAGCUACGGUGCCACGUUCUGAAUACUCAUACACAGUGUGCUGUUGUCAGAGCUUCUGUCUACAAUGCCUUACAGACAUGACGUACUGUACUCGCAUCCAUUUAGCAUACGCUUUCUGUUUGUUAGACUUUUAUGAAGUUUUUACUUUUUGGUGGUGGGUGGGGUCAGAUGUAUUUUUCUACAGCUGUGUCUUAUGAGCUAUGUAGGAAUGAGACACGUGUGCGUUCCAUGUUCAAAACGUUGCCGGUCCACUUGUUUAUAAUAUCUGUAAUGCUUAUCUAUAUGUGACGACUUCCAUCUAGUUAUUGUUUAUAAUAUCUGUAAUGCUUAUCUAUAUGUGACGACUUCAAUCUAGUUAUUGAUUAGCCUUGUUUUACAAAAUACUCAAUCCAAUUGCCAGGAAUUUAAAUAAAGGAUUGAAGCACAAUUCAACAUUUUAUUUUGUACAAUAAGCAUAUUUUUGUGUUAUGGACUAAUGCAGAUUUCUAUCUGG